UCAGACAGAGCACCGCUAGAGAUGUUUGAGUCAGUUCGGCGCAGCAAUUUGCGCAAACGAGCAGAGCUCCACGAGUUUGUAGUGAUGCACGUGCGACCAUUCUUCAAAUCCAGUGAUCUCGACACAAACAGGAGAGACAAAAUUGGAUAAACAACAGCCGUUAUUGCAUUUUUUCAUGUAAUAACGACAAAGAUGUUGACGUUCGAGACGCUCCUCGUGAAAGAGCUGCAGAAACAGCAGAGCAGGGCAGAGUUCUGUGACAUUGUGCUGCAGACUCGAGGUGUGUCAGUGCCCGUGCACAGCUGUGUGUUGUCUGCCUUCAGUCCUUGGCUCUGUGGUGCUCUGUCAGCCAUGCCAUCAACCCGAAAUGGACAGAGGAGACUGAUUGAAGUCCAAGCUGUGGAGGCCUGUACAUUGCUUAAUCUGGUCAGUCUGCUGUACUCCGGUCAGCUGAAUGAAGACAAAGAGGAAGUCCUGUCAGCAGCCUGCAAACUAGGCAUCGACAUACCUCAGCAAGUAGCAAAGAGGCCGUCAACUGAGCAAAACACACAGACAGAGUGCAUGAAAGAGGUGGCGGAUGGAGAGUGUCAAACUGAGACUGUUCUUCCUGAAUGUCAAAAGACCAUUGAAAGUGUUAAUCUGAUUGGGACGUCGUCGUGGAGGACCGAACAGGGGUUUUGCACGUACACUGAUGGCUCUGAUAUCACCCUAGCCACAGUUCAAACUGUCCAGGGUAAUCCAGACAACAUGCCAUUGCCUUCCUUUCAAGUCAUGGACGUGGUCCCUGAAAGCGCUAUGUAUCCCACAGCAAAUGGACCGGCCUGCUUGCCCCAGGUCUACGUAUGUCCCCCUACAUCUUCAUACCAACAGCCUCCAACCCCACUGCCACCUCACCCUUACCCUUCUCGUAGUACAAAUGUUGAGGGCCAGCCAGCAUUGGGGGGCAUUUCAGAGGGUGAGGAGUGUGUUGUAGAAGCAUUUUCACAGUUUGAGAACAAUAUUCCAGGUUUUAUCAAUUACUUUCUUGACACUAACAUCGUGCAGGGUGCAGGGCAAAGGGAGCAGAGUCAGAGAGGGAUGAGAGGGAAUGUCAAAACCGAAGGUAGGGCGACAAGGGCGCGGGGGGCAGGGGCACGUGGAGGUUUUGCUUUGAAGGGAGAAGGACUGAGUGUUUGUAAAAGAGGGCAAAAUAUGAAUAGGUGCGGAAGAGUGGCGGGGUCAGCCAGGAUGGGGCAAGGUGGGGGUAGGGUUGGCAGGAUGUUAGACACCAGACAAAUGUUCAAGAAUCAAGAGAGGCUUAAACGGAGACGACAAGGCAGAGGAGCAAUGAAGGAGGAAGGAGAGAGAGGCAGGUCUUCAUCACGGAGACCCAGAGAAAGAAAGGCAGGGAGCAGAGGCAGAUUGGUAGAACCAGUGUGUCAGGAUACAGCUCCACGUCGAAGAGGUCGUCCCCGCAAACGUCCUUUGCCCGAACCACCUGCAUCCCAAAAUUUCAAUGGAAUUUCACCACCUGAUCGGAAAACUAUAAACCCUCCAGCUCCAUCCAUGAUGCACACUGCAGCUCUCCCAGCUGCUAAUCAGACCAGCCUUGCUCAGCCAAUAGACUGGCUUAUAGAUGAUGUAAUUGCACAGCUCCCAUUUAUGCCCAGCAAUCAAACUGGAAUAACAAAUACUGCAACUGUAGAUUCCAACAUGGAUCAAACAAGAACACAGUCCUCAGUUAAGAUCUCGGAUCUGGGUAUAACCCAACCCCAGUCUGAAGGUGAGCUGACUGACAUACUUGAUAGUUUUCUGAGAACGUUUGAGCAACAUGUCGGUAUAUGCGAUUCAGACGUUCAAGAUGGGAUGGUGCCUAACAUAUCGGAUGGAACCCAGACCUGUGGACAGAAUUACACAGUCCACACACAAACAUCAAAUGCACAUGGCACUAUUAUGAACACAUCAAAAACCUCAUCAUCCACUAACAGACCACGAGUAUCAUCAGCUCGUAGACCACAGAAGCCAUCGUGUUUGUGGCAAGCCUCAGGUGUCAAAAUGGAGAAAUCAACAGGACGGCAAAGUGCACAGAAUCCUAAAUCUGGCCGGAUGACCAGGAGCCAAAGUAGGAAGAGGAAGCUGGAUGUAUUUGGAGAACUGCCUUGGAAAGAUGAGCUCCCAGCCAAACGGAGGAGAAAAAGAAACAAAGAACAAACAGAGAAGGCGAAGGUAGAGGCUCCUCUACCAAAGAAGAAAAAAAAAAAAACUAGCAGGCCGCACAGUGAAGAAAAGUGCACCAGCAGCAAAGCUGACUCAAGCUGCGCCGUUGCGAGCGCUUUAAGCAGAGUCAUAAAAACAGCUAGUGGCCACAAUGUGAAGUGUGUCACACAAACAACAAAGACAUUACCGAAGACUUCAGAACAGUCAAAAUCCUCUGAGUUGCAUGCUCACGAAGGAAAAAAGAAACAAGUGGGACAUGAUAAAAGAGACACAACCAAGACUCUUCUUGAAGGAAGUUCCUUAAAGCUGCCGUGCAGUACUGGGAGUUCACAACCCAAGCAGUCAGAUUCAAGGAAUACAUCCACUGGGUCCCGUCCAGCUCUUUCUGCUUUUGAGCUGAUGAAAAAGAUCUUGGAAAAUCACCAGAAGAGAGAGGAAGAGCACAAGAGAAAAGACAACAGAAUGUGGACUGUGAAAAAACAGAAAGUAAAGGAGAGGCUGACAAAUACAAAAGUACGUGGAGCUGAGGUAAAAAUGACUGGGAAUAAAGAGAAGAAUACUAGAAUCAGGAUUGAAGGGCACAAUAAAAGCGGAAUGAACCAAAAAGAUGAGGAAGAAAGUGGAAGAAUACAACAGAAGCAGAAGAACUGUUUUCUUCAGCAGAAUCAGCCAUCAGCUAAUGGUCGCAGCAUGUCAGAAGGAGAGAGACUGAUGGAGGACAGCUACAGCCGAGCAAGAUUUGAGACUGCUGACUCUCUCAGUGAUUCUCCUUUGCAAAGAUGCAGCACAGAAGGUGUGCUCAGAAACAUGACAGAUAAGCCUUUUGUCUCACAUGCACAAGACCCCACCACACCUCUUAAGAAACUUGGAAACGCACAAGAGUCAGUAGCCAGUUCAGAAGAGGAUGAGGAUGUCGAUGUUGUGGAGGUCUCCAGUUCUUUGUCUGAGUCCUUCUCUGUGCUGCCAGUCACUGCAGAUAUGUUGCUCAGCACAGGGGAGGAGGACAGUGAUGAAGAUAACGAGAUUGAUGUAAUAAGUUUAGGAUCCAGUUAAGCCUGUAGCAAUUUCUGUUACUGUUUAUUACUGUUUAGCUUCGUAGUUCUGAAUGUGUGUUGGUGCGUAUUUGAAAUACUAUUUCAAAUGAUCAGAGAUGUAGAACAUGGUAACUUUUCCCUGUGUAUAAUUCAACACAGAGUUCACACGUGUGACAGUUGACAGUAUUUGCUCUUUCGACUUUGGUGGCUUCAGUUUCAGGCAUCAGUAAUUUUUAUAGAUUUGAGUUCUGAAUGUUAAAAGUUGUUGAUUUGUGUCACAACCGUGCCUUAUAAUUAUUGAGACUGCUAUUAAUGCAU
Labeo rohita (rohu) is the source of this 3548-nucleotide messenger RNA. RefSeq lists its product as uncharacterized. Lineage: Eukaryota; Metazoa; Chordata; Actinopteri; Cypriniformes; Cyprinidae. Bases 193 to 3249 code for a protein of 1018 amino acids. The transcript has 5 exons. Gene Ontology annotation, biological process: positive regulation of transcription elongation by RNA polymerase II. The record is from RefSeq and is a predicted model, not a curated record. Gene Ontology annotation, molecular function: protein binding.